AUGACGGCUCAGCAUGCCGUGCAUCUCGUGGUGACAGGCACCGUAUUUGCUGCACCAGACCAGACCAAGACAGUUCAACUCCACCAACCGUUGUGGAACUGGGCUCGAGACGAAACUGGGCCUUCCUUAGGAGCACAUCCCUUUCACGUUUUCGCUUUGGAUGUUAAAAAGGAUCGAGUGGAACUGGAAACGCACGCCUUGAAUCCGGGGUCGUCUUGUUGUGCAGAUGGGAACCAGCGGAACACAACCUAUCAGUAUCUAUCAAUUACUAACUGCAUCACGGUCAUCUCAGGGUUGACAAGUGGUGAUGCCUGA
Messenger RNA from Pochonia chlamydosporia 170, 315 nucleotides. RefSeq lists its product as hypothetical. NCBI's taxonomy places the organism in Eukaryota, Fungi, Ascomycota, Sordariomycetes, Hypocreales, Clavicipitaceae. Bases 1 to 315 code for a protein of 104 amino acids. The transcript is spliced from 2 exons. The record is from RefSeq and is a predicted model, not a curated record.